UUUGAUGUGCUUUUUAGAUCACAUGUUUCAGAUGAGAUGGAUCAGAGUAUUCAGAAGAAUACGGUGAGAACAGGGUAAUUUUCAAACUGUGUUCUUAACCUUAAAUGCUACUUUUUCUUCCUCUUCUUUCUUUCUUUUUCUUAAAUUUUGUUAGUAUAAUGUUAUAAGUUGAAAGAAGUAAGAGCAUUUAUUUCUUUGCAUUUUCUGCCCUCUUGGAAUAUUACCGUAUACAUUAUGUUGUUGUGGUUAACUUUAAAAUUUUAUUGGUGGAGUGUUUUGAAAACUAUGAGGUAGAGGAUUGGUGGGAAGAAUGAUAGAAAAUGAGCGUACUUUUUCAUUCAUAUGCUCUCUAGGAAUGAUUUAGAAGUGGAAUGCAAGAAAAUGAUAUACCUACUUAGUUUUUGUCUGUAAUCUCGCCAUCCUUUUUGUUUUGCUGGAUUCAAAUUUGUUGGCUAAGGUAGCAAAUUCAUUUCAUCUUUUUCAUUUUCUUAGUAUUUAUAGUACCAAGUAAAAAGUGUUUACCAUGCAUGUACCCAUUUUCAGACUUAAAGAUCGGAUAAAGCCCAUUAUUGCAUUUUUUUGGCAGUAAUUAUGUGAUGCUAACUUUCUGAGGUAUUCAGUUCCAAUGUUGAAAAUUGUGUUCUAUUUAAAAUGUUAAUGGGUUAAUUCUAAGUAGGAACCCUCACAAUAGUCUUAACGAAGAUAUGAUUUUCUUUAAAUUCUACAGAAGUUUCAGUUCCAUGACUCAUGAUAUUAUUACAAAUCUUGUGAAUUUGUAAGUUUGUUUUAUGGAUGUUCUUUCAGUCUUCAUGUUGCUGUGGUAUAGUUAGUUAACAGCUAUGUAAGUUUGUAAGCACUUUGUAUGUAGUGCAAUGUUUUUUUUGUUGUUUACACUUACUGGUGUGAACAUAAAAAGUCUUGUAAGUUAUUACUGCCAGUGUCAUGGAAUGUUUUGAAAUAUUGAUGAAAGUACAAAAAUGUGGUCGAGUAUAGCUGAAUCCUUUCUUUUAUGAUGGUUGAAUCAAAAUUUAUUUUCAUUUUCUAUUAAUUUAGCUGCAUAAAAUUAAUUGUAUUUUGAGUUUGAACAUUUGGUUCCUUCAAAUUAGCUAUGGAAUCGGUGAUUUUGGUGAUAUUUAUCAUGAAAUUUUCUGUACCUGUCCAUUGUGGCAUUGAGUGGCCUAUGUUGGGAAUUAGGGUUUUGGAUCCUCUUUAGAAAUUGGAUUCUUUCCUUGCUUGUGUUUGCUAAAAGGCACGGAUCUUUGGCAUUUUUCCAUUAUUUGCUUAAUUCUGCUUUUUAUCUUCGGUGCCUCCAGAAACUAUAAAAAGAUUAAUUAGCCAGUACAUGAGUCAAAAGGUUCGUGCAAAAGCAGAAUCUGGAACCUGCAACGUGUGCUCUGCUCCUUGCUGAUCUUGUAUGCAUCUUAGUAUAGCUCAGAUGGGGUCAAAGAGUGAUGAGUUUCCUGAUGAAACUGAUCAUGUUGCUGUUGGAAGUCAGUAUUCUAUCAACGAGGAUAAAACAGGUGAUAGCUUAUACCAUAGGCCCAGUGAAGCAAGUAAUUUACUCAGUGUCAAUUCAAGUCAUGAUUCUUACUCUGAAAGUAUAGAAAGUAAAGCAACUGCAAGACCAUCUGAUGUAGCUAAUGCGAUGGUAGAUGUUGGGAUUGAUAGAACCUUCUCAAACAAGUCUGAAUCCAAAGGUGUUGAAAGCCAUGUUGAUAGUAUUUCAUGUCCUGGAAGAGCCAGUGAUGCAAAUAUAGCUUUUAGUUAUUCCAACAAGGAUUUAGACGGUAAGAAUUCAUCUCGUAGUGCAACAUCAGUUUGUAGUUUAGGAUCCGGAAAGGCACCCACAUCCGAGAAGCUAGAAUUGUCAGAACCUGCUUCUGUGAAAGAAGGCAGUAGUUCGCCUAGAAUCCAAACUCCAUAUUUACAUUCUGGAAGCAGCAAGAGUGCAGUUGGAGGCAGUUCUGAGAUUUCUCCCAAAAUCCAUCCAAAGUUAGAAGCAGAUAUUGACGACAAUGGCAGGGACCCACUGGAUAAAACUGGUAAAAAUUUGAAGGAAGAUGAGCUAGAUGAGUUGAAUGAGUUUGUUAAGUUACCUGACAAGCAGGAGUCUCCUUCGCAGACAGCUUCUGUGGAUGAGAGUUUUGAAUCUGAUGCCUCAGAACAUGAUGUUAAAGUAUGUGAUAUCUGUGGGGAUGCAGGACGAGAAGAUUUGCUUGCUAUAUGUAGCAAGUGCACCGAUGGUGCAGAGCACACUUACUGUAUGCGAGAAAUGCUUCAAAAAGUUCCUGAAGGUGAUUGGCUCUGUGAAGAAUGCAAGCUGGGUGAGGGAACUGAAAGCCAAAAGCAAGGUUUGGAUGCUGAAGGGAAAAAGGCAAAUAAACUUAGCUCUAGUACACGUAGCUUAGGUAAGAGACAUGCUGAAAAUCUAGAGGGUGCUUCGGCUCCAAAAAGGCAGGCUAUUCAAACAAAUAUGGGAUCACCAAAAUCAUUGAGCCCCAGCAGACUAUCUGCUUUCUCUCGAGAGGGUUCAUUUAAGAACUUAGACAAGGGUAAAGUAAGGCCAUCUCCGCAAAUUUCUCUCGGCAACCAUUCUGGUAAUGGUAUGCCAGAAGCUGUACGCACUCCCCCUUCUGGUCCACGGCUGCAAACAUCGAAGGGGAGCUUAUUGAAAUGCAGUUCAUUCAAUACCUUAAAUUCCAAACCCAAAGUGAAGCUUGUAGAUGAAGUUGUUAUUCAGAAACGGAAAGGUGCUAGAGAACAUGCAUCAUUUGAUAGCAAGGAGGAACCUGCUAGAAUCAUGGGGAAAUCAAUGUCAUUUAAAUCUGGUAACUCUGGACGGUUAAAUUCUGGGGAAUCAAAAGUUAAAACACUAUCAUCUAAAUAUCCUCAUGUUCAAGAUCUAAAGGGAUUAAAGCAAGUUAAAGAGCAGAUAUCAUCAGAAAGGAAAAAUAUCUCAAAAUUAAACCACUCUAGUUCUAGUGUCUCCACACCUAAGGUUGAUCAGAAACUGACACCUCGUGCUGAUGCAAUUUCUCAUUCAUCUGCAAUCAACCACCGAGAAACUAAGGUUGUCCAGUCUGAAGGAAGACCAAAUACUUUAUCAAGGUCAACCAGCAAUCUAGCUCGUAAAGGUGUAGACAAUGCAGUUUCUUCUGUUGUUUCAUCCACCAAUGGGCGCAAUUCUUCGGAACAGAAGGUAAACCCUGUAAGCCUGAAGGAGGAACCCUCAUCAAGUUCUUCACGGGCAUCUGAGAGGCAACCUAGUAACAAUAAUGGAGUCAUGUCAGAUGGCCUAUCUCAGUCAGUAGAUUCAAUAAAUCAGAGUGAGAAAUCAAGGGAGAGUAGUGUUAGUCGAUCCUCUAAAAGAGUUCCAUGUCUAACAUGCAAAGGAAUGGGUCAUACAGCUGAAUAUUGCUCAGUCUGUCAGGCAUCUGGUGCUGAUCAGUCUGCUCCUAGAACUUCUAGAGAAGAGAUAAAUAAAGGCAAUAAGUUGAAAGCUGCAAUUGAGGCAGCUAUGCGUCUGAAGCCUGGAAUAUGUGAAAGAACUUCUCAAGAUCCAUCAUCUGUUUGCGAUAAGGCAAAGAAUGUGAUUUCUGUUGAAAGUACAGAUGAAGGGAAAACAAAUAUUUGUAAUCACGCUUCCACAGCUAAUAUCAAGCUGCUUAAUUCACACUCCACUGAUGCUGUCUCUGUAGUUUCUUCUGUUGGCAAUCUUUCAGUGAGAGAUAACUAUGUCCCUCCUUUAGCCACAGUAUCAGCUGUUCCAAAGCUGUCAGCCAUCCCAGAACAUGAAUACAUUUGGCAAGGGGCUUUUGAUGUGAAUAAACUUGGCAAACCUCCUGAGCUUUGUGGUGGAAUUCAAGCCCAUAUCUCGACCCUUGCAUCACCCAAAGUGCUUGAGGUUGUCAAUUCUUUUCCGCACAAAGUUUCCUUGUACGAAGUACCUCGCUUGAGCACAUGGCCAGCACAGUUUCAUGACAGUAGUCCUAAGGAAGAUAAUAUUGCUUUGUACUUCUUUGCCAAGGACCUUGAAAGUUAUCAGAACAACUACAAGGUGCUUUUGGAUACCAUGGUCAAGAAUGAUCUUGCCGUCAAAGGAAAUUUUGAAGGUGUUGAGCUUUUGAUAUUCCCAUCCAACCACCUUCCAGAACAUUGCCAGCGGUGGAAUAACUUAUUAUUCCUCUGGGGUGUUUUCAAGGCAAGAAAGGCAAACUGUUCAAAUUCCUCAAAGAGCGUGUGCAAUCCUGAUGCAAGUAUGGUAUGUUUGGAGAAACAGAGAUCUAGUGAUAUUGCUCAGCCAGUAGAUAAUGAAUCAGCCGCAUGUGAUAGUUCGUGCAAUGUAGUUCCAGUAACCACUUCUGUUGAAAAGACAUGUAUCUCAACGGAUAGAGUUGGUGAUAAUAAGGUUGCUUCUUUUGAGCAGACAUUUGGGGGAAUAAAAGAAAAAUUGGAGGAGCAAGAUGUCAAAGUUGACACCAAAUUCUUGUCUAGAAUUGCAACAAGCAGCACACAGGUGCAACCAAAAAUGAAAUGCACUACUACUCUGGAAGAGAGCAAAUUUCCAGAUUCUCAAUCUGACACCGAGCUAAAACCUUGCCUUCUAGUUACUGAAACCAAUAAUGGUUCUUUCAAAGUUGAGAAAGUGGAAAUGCAUAUCGAAGAAGCUAAACCAUCUUUAAAUAAUUGCCCUACUGGAAAACAAGAGGCAGUUGUUGAGGAGAAGAUAGGUGGAGAUCCUGUUAAAAUUAGGGAUUCAAAGGUUGAUGUGUGUACUGAUGGAAAAACUUCAAUUAGAGAUCUUAACUCGUUGCAAUUGAAUCAUCCCAAAACCCCAUUCUUGGAUCUUACAAAACCAGUUCCCGAAGUUUCUACUGAUACAAGUCAAAAACUGCCGUGGACUGAGGUGAAGAGAGUUUCUGUAGGUAGAGGAUGUGAUAAUAAAAAGCUGAAGACGGGUUUCAGUGGGAUAUACCAGUAUACCAGUGCUAGAGAUCAAGUUCCUUUUAGAGAUGAUGGUUUAGCAUCAGAUAGACAUUAUCCAGGUUCUGGCUCUUUGGUUGAAGAGAAGAGGUGUGACAUUGCUUGUGAAGAAAAGAUAAUCCCCGAGGACAUGGGAAGUAGUGAAAGGUUUUUCUUUCCUGUAGAAUCACGUGGUCCUGGGGAAUUUCGGUUAGGGGACAAUUCCAAACCAUGGAAGGAGCUUUCCUUAAAGGACGAGGACCAAGUUCAUGACACCUCUCCUAAUCUUGAACUUGCUUUGGGAGCUGAGACGAGACCAUCAAACAAAGGAAUCCUGCCUUUCUUUGUAGGAGCAAUGGAAAAAAAUGACAACCGGAACACACCUCAAGAUAAGGUAACCAAAAAGCAAGAGGAAGACGAUGUAUCUGCCUCCCUUUCCCUUUCCCUUUCUUUCCCUUUUCCAGAGAUGGAGCGGAAUGUAAAACCCGUUCCUAAACCAGAGCAGCAGUUGCCUGAAAGACAUCCUGUGAAUACAUCGCUGCUACUAUUCCAGGGCUUCCCUGAAAAAUAAGGCUCCUGAUGAGGAGGGUCCUAGGUUGUUAAUGCCAUUACAGUUUCCUACUACAUGAAUGUGGUAAUAAUGUAUACUACUAUGGCCUUGCAUUGGGGUUUGUAGGAAAAUCCACAUUCCCAUCUGUUCAUAACCCAUACAGAACUUAGCAAUUAACUUCUCAUUUGUUUUUUUUUUGUUUCUUUUUUUUUUUCGAGUGCAUAGACAUAGUCGCGGCUGUUUGUAUAUAAAGAGAAUGAAAGCCAGCUUACUUCGGAAUAUCGACAAGAAAUUUGCAAACCGAUGCUUUGAUCUGUUGAAA
Molecule: messenger RNA, 5834 nt
Organism: Gossypium raimondii (Peruvian cotton)
Lineage: Eukaryota; Viridiplantae; Streptophyta; Magnoliopsida; Malvales; Malvaceae
Exons: 10
Coding region: 1415-5533 (1372 amino acids)
Source: RefSeq, a predicted model, not a curated record